UGCGGGCGGCUGGCCGCGCGGAGCCCGCGCUUGUCCCUGCCGACGGGAGGGGCGACUUCCGCGGGCCCGGCGCGGCUUCCGGGAGAGGCGGGAGCAGUGGGCGCAGGAGCGGCGCUCGGUUCUGCCGGUUCCGUGCCCUCGGCCGCCGCCAUGGGCCGCAAGAAGCUGCACCGGCCCAUCGCCGCCAUGGCCAAGAAGAUCCGCGAGUACCGGGCGCUGAAGGAUCGGCCGCGGGACUCUCAGCGCUUUGCCGUGGACUACGAGACCAUGCGGCGGCCGCUGACGCAGAAACGACUGCCCGUGCGGGCCUGGGAGGACGUGCGGAACGAGAACCGCCUGCUGGCGCUGCUCUGCCGCCUGCCGCGCUUCGGCGUGGGCCGCACCGUCACCCGCAAGUCCUGGCUGUGGGCGCACCGCGAGCCCUGCUACUGGGUCAUCACCAAGGUGAAGGCGGACCACACGGCCCAGAACAUGGACCAUGGAAGAGCCUGGGGCUACCUGACCUUCAAAGGUAAAACCGGCUCGUUUUGCCACACAUGGGGGCAGAGUUCGAGAGCAUCGGGCAAAACUGAAGACGAAGUGAGGGAGAUUGACAAAGCCAUGUACCAUGACUGGCGUAUAGUGCCCAAACAUGAGGAGGAAGCCUUUAAGAAAUUCACCCCAGUGCCUGAGGCGACUGGUCAGUUCUUGCCAUACCCACCACUGCUCCGAGCCAUGAUCCUUGCACAGUGGCAGAAGGAAGGAAAACCAAUCAUGGAAGAGCCAAUUAUUGAUCUGGAGAAGGUCCUGGCCUGUCCCCAAGAGUGGGCAAAGAAAAAAGCUACUGGGACACCUGUGUAGAGACUUCUUCAGUGUCUUAAGCAUCCCACGUGCUCUCACUGCCUGUUAGAAGCUCAGUGUACAAAGGGUCUUACAGAGCCUCUCUGUGACCAUUGUCCUAGGAUGUUUCCAGCUUUCUCCUCAGCCCUGUACAGUCACCUCAUCUGAAAGGGAAGAUGCAGAUGUAUUCAGACUCUUCUUCCAUAACUUUGGUUUCAGUAAGCAGAGGGGUCUUCUUGGUUCCCUGGAUAGUCUCUAAAUACAUAGCUUCAGUCAGCCAGCUGCAGUUCUUUGGAGCAUAACAUAUUUUAUAUAACUUGGGUCCUGCAUGAAUCACAGAAAAAUUACUGUAAAUAUCACAGUAUUUCACAGAGCUGUGAAAAAAAGUAUCUUCAAAUGGAAAUAAAUGUUUUCUUAAUUCUGCA
Molecule: messenger RNA, 1244 nt
Organism: Passer montanus (Eurasian tree sparrow)
Lineage: Eukaryota; Metazoa; Chordata; Aves; Passeriformes; Passeridae
Gene: MRPS34
Product: mitochondrial ribosomal protein S34
Exons: 3
Coding region: 151-840 (229 amino acids)
Biological process (GO): mitochondrial translation
Cellular component (GO): mitochondrial small ribosomal subunit; mitochondrion
Molecular function (GO): structural constituent of ribosome
Source: RefSeq, a predicted model, not a curated record